UAAAUAAUUACUUAGCAAGAUAUUCAAGUGCGUAAUUUAAAUGAUUAGAUGAAUCUUGUAUAGACUUGUUAGAAGUAUAAAGAACAAUAUAAUCUGCAUAUUGCAAUAUUUAGCAGAAGGGGUAGUAUACAGAGCUAAGUAUACAGAUUGUAAAGAAGGGGACUAAGGACUGAGCCUUAAGAGCCAUCAUUAGUUGUUUAAAAUGUCAAGACUACAAACUAGAAUUGAUUUUAAAUCACGGAAGAGGACUCGCCCUAGUAUUAAAGUGGCCAAGCAAAAUAUAGAUGACAGUAAUAAAUUGAGUGCAUCUGCUGUGGAUCACUGUCCACCAGCUAAGCAAAAAAAAGAAAAUUCAUUUAAUGGGGAACACAUUAAAAAUGGAGACACUAACUCCAAAGCACUAAAUCCAUUGACCUGCAGAGAGGAUGAAAUACAAUUUCUUGAAUCAUUUUUAACUGAACAUCUUGAGAAGGCGGAAUCUGCCUCAUUAUAUAUUUCGGGACAGCCUGGAACUGGAAAAACUGCGUGUUUAUCAUAUAUAUUGCAAUUGCCAAAGGUACAAAAAGGAUAUCAACAAGUCUACAUAAAUUGUACAAUGUUGAAAUCAGCAGCUAGUAUUUAUAACAGAAUCUGUACUGAACUGCAGUUGCCUACCAGUGGCACUUCUAUGAAAGCAUGCCUUGGGGCAAUACACAAAUUAUUUAAAAAUAAUCAUAAGAUGAUACUCCUGGUGCUGGAUGAAAUUGAUCAACUAGUCAGUAAACAGCAAUCUGUUUUAUACACAAUAUUUGAAUGGCCCUCACUUCCACAGUCUGGAAUAGUACUAGUUGGCAUUGCCAAUGCCUUGGAUCUCACAGAGAGGACCUUACCGCGCCUUCAAUCGAGGUGUGCCUUGACACCAUCAACAUUACACUUUGCCCCAUACACCAAGCAGCAAAUUAUAAAUAUUUUUACUAAUUUACUUGCUGAUGAAGACAAAACCAAUAUCUUCUCACCGGUUGCUUUACAAAUGCUAGCAGCAAAGAUAGCUGCUGUGUCAGGAGAUAUGAGGAGAGCUCUGAACAUUGGAUAUAGAGUUAUUGAGCUGGCUGAACGUACUAAGUUUUCUAAGACUAAAUCUCUUGACUCCAUCAUGAAGGACUCUAAUGUAACAGUGGAAUUAAAACAAGUACUAGAAAUCCUGAACAGUGUUUAUGGGGAUUCAACAAACAUAGAUACUUGUGUUGAAGAAGGCAUGCCAAUGCAGCAGAAGUUAAUACUAUGCAGCUUGUUAUUAAUGUUAAAGAAUGGAAAAAAUAGGGCAAUUCUCAUGGGAAAACUGUAUGAUACUUAUAAAAAAGUGGCGGAGUCACGCAACAUCUGCCCGUUGGACAUGGGCGAGGUGUGCGGCGCCGUGGAGCUGCUAGAGUGUCGCGGCGCCGUGCGGCUCGGACGGAGGGCGGCCUCGGCCCGAGCGCGGCCCGUGCGCCUUCACUGGCACGAGUCGGAGCUGGACGCCGCACUCGCUGACAAGCCGCUACUGUCCGCGAUACUGGCAGGGAAAUACAACUAACCUCAUGAUGCCACGUUGAUUCCUCAUACAAUGAUAAACUGCCAAACUGGCGGCAACCAAAAUUGCGGUCUCACGUCUAUGUAGAUAAAGAAUUUUUUUGACCAUAAAUGUAACGGGAGUUUUUCCCAACAACGAAAAUGGCGGCUUAACGUAGAUGUAGAUAUAGAAUUUGCCCAUAAACCUAACGGGGGUUUUUCUAGUAAUCGAGUAUAUUGAAAAAUCAUUCAAAUAUUUUCGUACUUUGGUUUAAGCUAAUGGUCUUGUUACUAAUGCACUGAAAAAAUGAUAAACUGCCAGAAUUUUGAUCAUGAAACAGUAUCAAUUCUUUUAAUCUCCAGUGAUAUUACAAUAUAGAUUUAUACUGACAAAACUAUUGAAAAUUUUUUUCCCCAUGGCACACUGAAAAAUUAAAUAAAAUCAAAAUAUUGGAGCGAUCAAAAUAUUAAGAAAUAAAGGACAUCUAGUAUUUGUCACCGCCAAACUUUUUGUAAACACUGUAAAAAUGUGACGCUUUGGAGACACGCAAAGCGUGGUCUAAUAUGAGCUAUUUUUUAUGCAUAUUUUUAUUAGCUAUUAUUCUCUUUUAAGUUUUGGAAUAAUAUUAAUAUUUAGUACUCUGUCGAUAAUAACUUGACUGUCUAUGCACACUAUGAUUACCGCUUUGACGAAUUUCAACAGUAACUGGCUUUUUAUAUUCCUAUUGAAAUAAGUAAUUUGUAAUAAGUACAAACUUGAUAUCUUUAUUAGGAUAUCAUCUAUAUUAUAAUAAUUAGGUAUGGCAAGUGUUUCAUAGUCUUGUAUUAAUAGAAAAAUGAAUAUUACUUGAAUUAUAAAACCAAAGUUACAUUACCGUAAGUUAAGUUGAACGUAGUUAAGCAGAAAGGACUCAAACCACACAAAGGCACUUUUGAGAUAUAGGCGUUUGAAGUGUCAGCUGUAAAUAAUCUUCGAAAAACAAGUCUUUUUUUGUUUUUUUUUGGCAUAUGAAAUUGAAAGACUAUAUUUUUUUGUCCAUUAAAUUAUAUUUAUAUAUUUUGCAAUAGAUUUCGAGAUAUUAAGUAAAUUGUGGGAUGAGUCUUUACCAUUUAACUUCAGUUUGUAAAGACAGGUAUUUCUUUUUAAUUUCGCAGAAACGACUCAAAACUACCCUUAUUAGACUAGAAAAAAAGUUUGUAAAAGAGAAUAAAUGAAUGAAAGUAAUAAAACGUUACAUAUUUAUUGUCCUUAAGCGCAAUACUAGCAAAAUCACAUAAAAACACCAUUAUAAAAAUUUAAAUAAAAAAAAUAAAGGGAACAAAAUGAGCUCAAAAUCAACUUGUCUCAUCCUCUUCAUCCAAGUCAAAAUCUUUGUAUUAAUUUACAUUUACAUUUUUGACUUACUCGUGUAAGACACUGACUAUUUGACGUUUGAGUGUGUCUGUUGCAUCAUUCUACAUUUUACAUAUUAUAUUGUAAUUGAAAUGAUUUGUAAAUCGAUGUAAAUGUAAAUCUUGAUAUAAAAAAAGAGUGGCAAUGAGUUUCUUGCUACUUCUUCUCAUUAGCUCAACCCUUUACGAAGUAGCGGUAGAUUCAAUAAGAAAGAUAUUUUUUUUGACAUUCAUAAGUGUAAUUUCCGUGAUCUACGUGAAUAAACUGAUUUUGAUUUGAUUUGAUUUGAAGUGGUACAUUAACAUAUGCAGAUUCUUUGUCAAGGAAAACUUCCAAAAGCUGUUCUUUACUGAGGAGUGCUAUUCUAAUGUCAGUUGUAAGGAUGCCUAAGCUAUCUAGGGAACUCUUGCCCUUUCUGAAACCAUAUUGAGAGUUGGAAAGUAGAUAAUUGUUUUCAACAAACCACUCGAGUAUGUGUUUUAUCAUGAUUUCAGAAACUUUUGCAAGAGUAGAAGAGAGGGCAAUUGGUCUAUAGCUGGUGGCUACAGAUUUAUUCUGACCAAGAUUAAGCAUUGGAAUAAUUACGUGAUUUUUCCAGGGUGGAGGGAUGAUGCCAAAAUGUUAUUAUAUCUGGGUAAUAUUCCUUGGAUGUACUUGAUGAGAUUUUUAUGGAAAAAUGGGGGGUUGCAUCUGCAGCAGAAUCAACUACACUGUCUACAGAGAAUGAGUUUAGAGAAGGAGAGGGGGGACUCUAUGAUAUGAGUUGAAGCAAUAGGGCUUGGAGGGGAUGGAAAAUAGUUAAUAUUUGGAACUGAACAUUCUAUCUGAAACGUAUUCAAGCCAUAAAGAUGAAUCCACACUUAAAUCAUGCUCUUGAGCACAAAAUGAGCUUCUAAAUUUUUUAGUCUGUUUCCAAACCAUGAAGUGC
Molecule: messenger RNA, 3848 nt
Organism: Leptidea sinapis
Lineage: Eukaryota; Metazoa; Arthropoda; Insecta; Lepidoptera; Pieridae
Product: cell division control protein 6 homolog
Exons: 2
Coding region: 203-1552 (449 amino acids)
Biological process (GO): mitotic DNA replication checkpoint signaling; cell division; DNA replication initiation
Cellular component (GO): nucleus
Molecular function (GO): DNA replication origin binding; ATP hydrolysis activity
Source: RefSeq, a predicted model, not a curated record